AUGGCCUCCGAAAGCGGCGAGAGCAACAUGGAUAGAGAAAUGAUUCUGGCCGACUUUCAGGCUUGCACUGGAAUUGACAACAUUGCAGAGGCAAUCACUCUGUUAGAGCUUAAUAACUGGGAUUUAGUGGCAGCCAUCAAUGGAGUGAUACCACAGGAGAAUGGGAUUUUACAAAGUAACUUUUCCAGUGAGGCGAGCCAGUCCAGCAUGUUCGGACCUCCUAGCCAAUCAGAAGCAGCCGAUGCAGCAGCAGGAGGUUCAGUUCCUCCCCCCUCCUCUUCGUCUUCGUCCUCCUCUCCUGCAUCGUCCUCGACUUCAGCUUUUUGCCCUGUCAACCCCUCCUCCCGACACAUUGUAGAGCGCCAGCCCCGGAUGCUCAACUUCAGGGUGGAGUACAGGCAGCGCACUAUAGAGCUGGUACUGGAGGAAGGCAGCACAGUCGGAGAAAUCAAAAAACUCCUCGAGGCAGAUCUUGGGAUUCCAGUGUCCAAAAUGCAGCUGAAGGGAUGGAAGAGUGGAGAUGUUUCCGAUAGUACGGUGAUGAGAAGUUUACACCUGCCCAAGAACAACAGCCUGUAUGUCCUGACUCCAGACAUCGCUCCUACUGCAAGCACCAGCAAAAACAGUGAUCUCCAAGAGUCGUUAAACCAGAACUUCCUGUUGGUCAUCAGCCACCGCGAGGCCCAGAGGGACUAUAGUCUCAACUUCCCCGGCUCCAGAACCAUACAGGAGGUGAAGAGGAACAUUUCCGACUUGACCAACAUCCCAGUCCGACAUCAACAGUGGGAUGGGUGGCCCGCGUCCGCGUCCGAUGACUCUAUGACGCUCGCUGCCUCCGGGAUCACCUAUCCUUGCCAUCACCUCAGUGUUUGCCGAAGGUCCUCACCAGCCAAUUCCCAGGAACCCACAGAAGAGUGUGCAGAUGUCCAUAUGGUCAGCGACAGUGAGGGGGAUGAUUUUGAGGAUGCAUCAGAGUUUGGUGUAGACGAUUCAGAGAUGUUUGGAAUGGGUUCUUCUACCUGUCGGAAAUCACCUAUGAUGCCAGAGAAUAGUGAGAACGAAGCUGAUGCCUUACUGCACUUUACUGCCGAAUUUUCUUCAAGGUAUGGAGAGACCCACCCAAUGUUCUUCAUCGGCUCUUUGGAGGCAGCGUCUCAAGAGGCCUUCUAUGGCAAAGCCAGAGAUAGAAAGCUGCUGGCCAUCUACCUCCACAAUGAUGACAGUGUCCUCAGCAACGUCUUCUGCUCUCAAAUGAUGUGCGCCGACUCCAUUGUCUCCUACCUGAGCCAGAACUUCAUCACAUGGGCCUGGGAUGUCACUAAAGAAGCCAACAAAGCCAGACUACUCACCAUGUGUACGAGGCACUUUGGCAGUGUGGUGACACAGACUAUAAGGACAUACAAGACAGACCAGUUCCCCCUGCUCCUCAUAGUCAUGGGCAAACGCACAUCCAAUGAAGUUCUAAAUGUUAUUCAAGGCAAUACGACAGUGGACGAGCUGAUGAUGAGGUUAAUGGGAGCGAUGGAAAUCUUCACAGCACAACAACAAGAGGACAUCAAAGAUGAGGACGAGCGUGAGGCAAGAGAGACGGUGAAGAGGGAACAGGACGAGGCCUACCGUGUGUCUUUAGAGGCUGACCGUAAAAAGAGAGAAGUCCAAGAGAGAGAAGAGGCCGAGCAGGUUCGUGUGGAACGGAUGAGAAAGGAGCAGGAGGACGAGAAGGAGGCAAUCCGCUUGUCACUGGAGCAGGCCCUACCGCCGGAGCCCGACGAGGACUCAGUAGAGCAAAUCAGCAAACUGCGCAUCCGCACACCAAGUGGCGAGUUUCUGGAAAGGCGUUUCCUGGGCAGCUGUAAGCUCCAGGUCCUCUUCGACUUCGUGGCCUCCAAGGGAUACCCCUUCGAAGAGUUCAAGCUCCUCACCACCUUCCCUCGUAAAAAUAUCACCCAAUUGGAUUCAGGGUCGACUCUGCUGGAGGCCAAGUUGUUUCCGCAGGAGACACUCUUCCUGGAGGGUAAAGAAUAGGAACUGGCCCUCUGAUAGCUGAGAGGACCGACUGACUGAUGAACUGGCUGGACACACACUAGUCACCGAGCAUGGGCCCCACCAGUCCGGGCCUACACGACACACACACACACACACACACACACACACACACACACACACACACACACACACACAAAACCAAUCCUCUCAGACAUACAUAAACACACUGGCAUGCACGUCCAGUGACACACAAGUGCAAAUAAGCUUCUCUGCCCUCGGCCUGGUCGUGACACAUGAAUGCCUAGUGUACACGUGUUGCACAGAGGAGCAAAGACAGUAUCACAAGCACACAGCCAAACAUUCGCCUCCCCAUCUCUCUCUAUUUUCUCUCUCUCUCUCUCUUUUCUCUCUCUCACUCUCUCUCACUCUCUUUCACUCUCUUUCACUCUCUCUCACUCUCUUUCACUCUCUCUCACUCUCUCUCACUCUCUCACGCUCCACAAGUUCACGUUCCCGACAACACAAAUCAGUACGAUAACAAAAUCAAGAGACUGAGAAAUCUUUCACAGGAAAAAAAAUAGAAAAAAGAAAACAUGGACUUGUUCCCCUUGUGUCCACAUUCAACACACCAAGGCUGAUUUUUUUAGAACAUGUUUUUUUUUUUUGUGUUUGAAAUCCCCAAAAAUGCGGGGGGAAAAAAUGGAAAUAAAAUAAACGGCAAGUAAAGACGUUGCCUGGCAGAAGUCAGGGUGGUUUAAUCUCUACCUGUAUUUCCUCCCUUAACCUGCCCAAACUACACUUCCUGUCCCCUCUCUGCCCUUUCUUCCACCCCUGCAUCCCUCCGUCCGCUGUCUGCCGCGAGGAUGAGACGUGAUGAGAUGCCUGCCCCCCCCCCCACACACACACACGGUUUCCGCUCUCCUUGGUUUUAACACCCACUGCUCCACAAGCCGGCGGACCCCUCAGUUUUCUGUUAUUAUUUUUUCUUUUUUUCUCUUGAUCCUUUUUAAGUUUGAUGCUGUAUUAGUUUUAGUUUGAUAUACAUUAUAUAAAAUAUAUGAAUAUGACCAUCAA
Cyclopterus lumpus (lumpfish) is the source of this 3060-nucleotide messenger RNA. It is a transcript of the gene faf1, whose product is annotated as Fas (TNFRSF6) associated factor 1. Lineage: Eukaryota; Metazoa; Chordata; Actinopteri; Perciformes; Cyclopteridae. The record is from RefSeq and is a predicted model, not a curated record. Gene Ontology annotation, cellular component: nucleus; endoplasmic reticulum. Gene Ontology annotation, molecular function: NF-kappaB binding; ubiquitin binding. Bases 1 to 2025 code for a protein of 674 amino acids. The transcript is spliced from 19 exons.